Rattus rattus (black rat) is the source of this 644-nucleotide messenger RNA. RefSeq names its product serine/Arginine-related protein 53-like. The record is from RefSeq and is a predicted model, not a curated record. Bases 1 to 393 code for a protein of 130 amino acids. The transcript is spliced from 4 exons. Gene Ontology annotation, biological process: alternative mRNA splicing, via spliceosome. Lineage: Eukaryota; Metazoa; Chordata; Mammalia; Rodentia; Muridae. Gene Ontology annotation, cellular component: nucleus; cytoplasm.
AUGUUAGACAGGGAUACUGUGCACUACGUUCUCUUUUUAGACCAAGCCACCCUGGGAGAACAAGUAAAAAGAGUAAAAGAAAUUGAAGCAAUUGAAAGUGAUUCUUUUGUUCAGCAGACAUUCAGAUCAAGUAAAGAUGUCAAAAAGUCGGUAGAGCCGAGUGAGGUAAAGCAUGUGACUCCAGCCUCAGGACCAGCAUCAGUAGCUGCUGACCCACCCAGCACUGGAAAGGAAAUAGACCCUGACAGCAUCCCCACGGCUAUCAAGUACCAAGAUGACAAUUCUCUAGCUCAUCCAAAUUUAUUUAUUGAAAAAGCUGAAGCUGAGGAAAAGUGGUUCAAGAGAUUGAUUGCUCUCCGACAAGAACGACUGAUGGGCAGUCCUGUGGCCUAAGCAGUAGACUUACGGUCGGAUUGACAGGAAGCUUGGAAACUUAGGUUUUAAAGACCAACAUUAACUUUCACUCUCAAAAAUAGCAGCCAGUUACAUGAAAAAGAAAACUCAUUUCUUCCUCGUGUUCAACUAAAUAUUUGGUAACUUGAAUCAAACAUUGUGGAUAGUGAAUCUGUUAUAAACGUGCUGAGUGCAUGAACAUAUUAUACUGUUAAUAAAGCAAAUAAUAAAAAUAUCAGUGUUGAAAUAAA